ACGAUGCCGCGCGUUUGCAAGAUAUUGUCACUCCGUUCUCUUUUGUCACUUGCCUCUAUCUAAACAUUGCAGCUAAGUAGCAUCAUCAGUGUUUAGUUGAUUUAGCACAGUCAAGCCCCUUCAAAUUUCCCUGUGCGCGGCCGCAGCAUCAAGUGAACUUCGAAUCCCAAGACAGCCGCUUGCGUGUACCGAUCAUCUCUGAACGCGUCAUCGAGGGACUCGUCAGCCUUUCACAGCAUAUAUAAACUUUCCAUUAUUGUCUUCCACCGCCUUCUCUCUUCGAUAUGGAUGACGACACUAUAUCUGACUCUCCAGGCGAUACUUCGGAACUGUCUCUCGAACAGCAAAAGUCUCACCUCCAAUCGUAUCUGGAUUCUCUGCCCUAUGAGUGUGAAUCGUGCGAGGAUAUGCAGGCAAAGCUGGAGAACAUAGUUGGCAAGAUCUUCAUUUGUGCCAAGGCUAAGAACUGGCUCGUGCUCACAACAUGGGAUGGGAUGCUUCAAUGUUGGUUGCUGAUGAGAUAUCCUAUGGAUAAAUCUAUUCGCGCCAAGUUAGUCCGCUUGUAUUACGGGUUGUGUAUUACCCCCGGCAUAGAACCGCGUGUCAUUCGCAGCUGGGCCGAUAUGAUCACCCGCUUGCUAUCCAACAAGUCUGGAAUGAAGCGUAAACUAGAGUACGGUGAUGUUGACUUGCCAUGGGAGCCUCUCUGGCAUAGCGUACAGACUCAUCUGUGGCACAAGGCUCGAGUGCACGAUUCAUCGCGUUCCACUCUAAGCCUCCUUCUGUACGUGGCAGAACACUGCAAUCGUUAUUUCUCGAGACAAGAAAUUCCCAACAUGCUCUCUACUUUUUUGCCUCUACUGACAAAAGAGACAUACCUGGUCAUGAUACCCAUUUUAACCUCCUUCCUUCCACCAAGUCAUAGCCACCUAUACUUACCUUCACUUUUCAAAUUCUGGGAGGCUAUUAAUUCGGCUUUGGUAGACGACAGACUGUUGCACAUGUCAGGGGAAUUAUCAGAGGAACAUGUCGCCGGUCCAUUUGGCCUAGCAGGAGAAGAUGGCGGAGCCAAGUGGAAAGAUGUCGGUAUAUGGACACAGUCGGAAUGGAACAUGUUGGUUGGAAAGGGUUUGGCAUCUAUGACUGGACAAGCAGACACACUCGCCGAUAAACAUUCUUUCAAGAUCAAGAAAGUUGUCGAUAGAUACCAUUCCCUUGCGAAAAUUUUCGUAUAUUCGAUAUCCGUCGAUGGCCCAAUGCGACAGACAUUCAACGGGCAGCAAGGAUCUAGUCAAUCGUCUCCGAUUAGUUUCGUCGCUGGUUCAAAGGCCCUGGAUUCUCUAGAACGCCUCAUAACGAGCACAGAAUCAUUCUUUCAUCCAUCCAACUCUGGGCCCUGGACAAUUGCGCUAACAACCUUCUUACAUCGACUGGCAUCCGAGUUCGCCAAGCGUCUGAAACAGGAAGAGAAAUCGGACUGUAAAACACCUGUUACACAACGACUUACACCCAGCAUUUCGCGAGCCUUUGUCAGCAUCCUGCGUACUCCUGCGCUUCUAGCGCUUUUCUCCAAAGAUCCAAUAUGUGUAGGAUUCGCUCAAGGAGCAUUACGUGGUAUGGCCUUGCUAGAACCUGCACUGAUCAUGCCCGAAUUAUUAGAGCGCGUAUAUGGCGGUCUAGAGGUCGUGAACGAAACUCAUAGGACCACUGCUGUCUUGAGCAUGUUGUCAGGGAUUGCGCGGCCGCUCGUUACAGAAAGCAUCUGGCUUGGCGGUCAAAAGCAUCUGCUUCCGUUGUUGGAAUUGUGUCUGCCUGGUAUCGAUCUGAACGAUCCCAGCAAGACUGUUUGUACUACCAUGUUCAUUGUUGCUGCUAUCCAACAUGUGAAGAUCGGUGAUCUCUCUAUUCACCAAUCUGGAGUACCCUUAACCGAUGAUAUACUUGGUGAUGAAAUGAUGAAUCUCGACCAAGACGACACACGCUUCCCAGACGGUGUAGAGAGUCCUAUGCCUGUCCUCAGUCGGGGAGAUGAGCGGUCACUUACCCGCGACAGCACGGCUGCUUUUGCAGACUGGGUUACCUCGCUGUUCCGACGUGUUAUUGCACUCUACGAGAAUCUCCCCGAAGAAGGAGGUAAGAGAAACACCACCGGCGGCAAACAAGAAGAGAGUGUUCUCAAGUCUGUCAAGGCUAUGAUGGAUGUAGUCUGCUUGCACCUGUCGGACCAACUGUUUGAUCUGGUGCUGAACCUCGUGUUUGAUUAUGCAUCUACCAAUGCGAAGUCUAACGCCGUCAGAGCCUUUGGACAACUAGUAGCUUGUUUAGCUCGAGUUCGAGCAGAGCAGACUCUGGCGAAGUUUUUGCCGUUCUGCCUUUCUCAGAUCGAAGAUGAAUUACAUCACGGAGCUUCAAGUAUUCGCACCACAGCGCCAACCGCCGCUGUACCAUCCGACACCACUUUCCACUGGCAUGUUGCAAUUCUGCGAGGAUGCUUGGGGUACGGCGGCUUCUACCGUAGGCUUCUCCGUGUGUUGAAGCACAAAGAUCGAAUACUUGGCCUUAUCAUGCUCCUCGUUGACAAAGCAAAGAGCGAACGUGGAUACAGCAGCGGAGGUAGACUUAUCGGCCGUAUUCUUCACACCCUUGUAGGGGUGUACCCCGUCAAUAGCCGUUUUGUUAAUGCCGACGAAUGGGCAAGUACAGACUUCGAGAGAGAUCACAAUGUUCACUGGGGGAAACUAUAUGAAGCCCAAGAUGUAUCCAUUGAAUGGCACGUGCCAUCAAACGAUGAAAUUGCUUUCGUGCUUGAAAUUCUCGACAAAGUUGUAUCUCCACUACUGGACAACAUCGAAAGGUUGCUGCAAACGACAAAAAACUGGGAUAGUAGUGAUAGGAAUGACUUCUGCAGGUACCUUAACGCCUGCCGAGCGAUAUGGGGCGGCCUUCCAACUUUUCUUCAGGAACAGGAAAAGGAGGUUACGAACUCCUGCAUAAACGAGGACAUUGAAUGUCAAGAACUUCUCGUGGGCAAACUUGAUAUGAAGGCUGGUUUCGUUCUUUGCGAUUCAUCUGACCCUCGAUACCGAAAAGCCGCUGCUCAUCGAAUCCGUUUUGGUGAAAUAUGUAGCAAGGCUGCUCGGACCUUGCGCGAGAAUACGGAAGGAGAAGAUCACAUAGAUGCUGUUAGUGUCGUCGUGAAAGCCAUCGAUUCCUAUUUGCUUGAUUACGGCUUAAGCAAGGAAGGUUACGAAUCUGUCCAAAAAAGUUACGUUGCUGCAAGAGAUGGCAUUCGCGUAUGGAACGGCCAGAAGGAGAAUUCACGAUCAGUGUUCGUUAAGCGCGCACAGAUGUAUCAUUGUGGCCGCGUAUACAUGCAUGCUCUGUAUCGUCGUCGAUCACGCCUCGACGAUGGGCUGAUACAAGAACUGAUUGAGAUGGCUCUUUCACCAUAUACGCGCAUACGUCGGCAGGCUCAAUCUGUGCUACACAGUGCCUUCGGGUAUUAUGUUCGAUCUACUCGUUUCACGUUACCAUCCCUUUUUGCUGCACUUUCAAAAGGGAACGAUCCCGAUCGAAUGAAGGGCGCUUUGUAUGUGUUGUGGAAUAAAGGAAUUGACCAAGGUGCACACGGGCGCUAUCUGUUAUCCCUGCUGGAGUGUCAACACGAGGAAAAGCCCUCCAUACAGAAAUUGGUGAACAAUCUUGCUGUAGACUGUCUGCCGCAUCUGCAUGAGGAUGCGAUCCAUACAGACGCAUACUCUCUUGAUGUACCUGCAGUCGAGAGUGCACUUGACGACCUAGCGACCGAAUUUCCUCCUUCCUUUAUCGAUCAAAGGCUGCUCCAGGAGGCCAUCAGCAAGACCCCACGCCGUGUUGCAAACCGUAAUGAGAUCCAUGCCCAAACAGUCUCAUCGAUACUGGAAAUUGCUUUGAGGCCUAAAACUCAUUGGAGAUACGUACAAAUGGCAUGUCGAUUUCUGGUGGUGUUACUCCGACGAGAUACACCAGUAUCAGCUGAUGUUGCCAGUUUCUUCUACAAGCAUUCCACCAGUCCCCAGCCCACUAUCCGCGUAGAGGCGCAGCGAGGGAUAGCUUAUUUGCUGACCUACGUUAAGUUCCGGUCCUUCUCGGAUGUCGCGUCGGAUUUAUGGCUUCAUCGGUGGAAGAAUCCUUUGGCACAGAGUAUAAACGUCACGGAUGCCCCCAAUUUGCUGGAAAGGUUCGAGCACCCUAUCGAUCAAACAUCUGACCCUAUUUACGUCGACAAAAUCCGCACGGGGUUCAUAUCAUGGACACCGACGGUACAAGGCUGUAGGGCUGUGACUACGGAUAUGUCAGUAUUUGCAUGGGAAGCAGCUUCGCAGCCUUCGCUCCGCGUGAUUCGUGAGGGUGUUACUACCGAAAAAUACUUCCAAGAUCUGUCGGCAUUGUGGGGACAAGAAUCCAAUAGAAACGGCAGCACAAUCGAUCUCCGGCUAGAGAAUGUUGCAUACAUCAAGAGGCUAGCGAAAAUGUUUGAACACGAGGUCCUUGACGCUAUACUCAGCGUCAUGGACCCGCUUUUAUCAGAUUCUGAUAAAUUUAAACAGCGUGCUGGUGGCGAGUUUUUGACUGGUCUCAUACGUGGAGCGAAACACUGGCCCAAACAUGCAUCGGACAAACUAUGGGGUUGGGUUCGCAGUCGAUUGGAUCGCAUUUUUGCCGAAAUUAAGCCCGAUACGUUAACCCUUUGGGAGACCUCAUUUGCCAGCAUUUUAGAAGAUCGAGAUCCAAGGCGUAAUAAGCCGCUAAUUGAUUGGAUCUUAUCUCUACCUCUCGAUUUCAGUGGAGAUUCCGCGUUCGACAUGAGUAAGGCCCUCAGUUUAUUUGGGAUCUUGGCCGAUUCUGCCGAGCAUGUAUUCCAGCGCAGAGCUGAUCACUUCAUCAGUUUCUUCUUUACAAAUGCAAACACCAAUUAUGCUGAGAUACGGGGGCUCAUUACCCAAAUACUUACCACCUUGCUUAACAUGCAGUGGCGACCGCUUUACCCGUCCACAGAGCUUUUCCUACGCGCUUGCCAGGAAUCCGACGAUCCUUUAUUUAUUCGUCAAGCCCGAUUCCAAAAGCAAAUUACUGAUAUCCUGGCACAAAUGCCUCAAUGGCGAGAGCAACGUCUACCACCACCUUGGGUCAGCAAAUCGGAGUACGACAAAGUCGCAUUGUCGCUCCUUCAGUGGAUAUGGGUGUCGUCCUAUAGCCCGCAGGCGACCCUUGUUUUGCCAUAUGCUGUGGCUUUGAUGCCUGAAUUCCUGCGCAUGACGGAGUUCAAUGAUAACGUGGAGCUCCAAACCUAUUCCACCGCUGUUCUUUAUGUGUUAUCAGCCUUCACGCCACCCGUGGAGUAUAUUAGUCCCAUCCUGACUAACUUCGUCGUCGCCAUCAAAUCGUCAAAGUCCUGGCGCAUCCGUCUUCAAGCGCUUCCUCCCCUGGUUGUUUUCUUCUACCGAAAUUUGCUGUCGAUAUCACCGGAAGGUGUGGCCAGAGUUAUGGACAUGUUAAUGGACUGUCUAGCCGACGAGAAUGUCGAGGUCCGGGAAAUGGCCUCGAAAUCACUGUCAGGGAUUGUUCGAUGCUCGCAACGUCAAAGUAUCAUCCCCUUGAAAAAUCGAUUUAUCACCAUGACUCGCAAGGUUAAGUUGCCCUCACGCAGGGAUCCUUCGUAUGCCGAUUCCCUUCGGUCCAUGCACUCUGCUAUACUAGGACUGUGCGCUCUCAUCGAAAGUUUCCCCUACUCCGUGGAACCUUGGUUGCCCUCACUUACAGAAGAUGACACUUGGCACAAGGAUCAGCAAGCCUUCGAUGAGGAUCAGUUACAAAGCUUGUCAACCAUGCUGGUUGGUACUUCGUAUUGUAAGAAACCACGCGAAAGCAAUGUGGCUUGUGCUAAUGCAAAUCUUUAGAUGCCUGAUUUAUAUUGACCCUGACAUUUAUGAACUUUGUACUUGUAGUCAUUCCUCAAUCGCAAUAAUUUCCUUACGUUUCUGUUGAGCUGCAGUGAAAUUGCAACGGUUCUGGAAAAUACAUAAUAUCCACUUGAUAAUUCAAGGGUUUCCAUCGAUUUAUGUACUCCGCAAAGAUGUUGGAUGAAUGCGUGUUUGCCACGCCCUGAGAUGGAAUCGGUGCCGCGAUAAGUAUCGCGACCCUAUCAGCUUUGAGGCGAAGAAGCGGAGGUAAUUCUAAAAUGACAGAUCCGUAUGUGCGGGCGUCGGGUUGUAAACCUUGCACCAACG
This is a messenger RNA of Desarmillaria tabescens, 6269 nucleotides long. RefSeq names its product armadillo-type protein. Gene Ontology annotation, molecular function: peptidase activator activity; proteasome binding. Gene Ontology annotation, biological process: proteasomal ubiquitin-independent protein catabolic process. Gene Ontology annotation, cellular component: cytosol; nucleus. The record is from RefSeq and is a predicted model, not a curated record. Lineage: Eukaryota; Fungi; Basidiomycota; Agaricomycetes; Agaricales; Physalacriaceae. The transcript has 38 exons. Bases 285 to 5939 code for a protein of 1884 amino acids.